Messenger RNA from Fraxinus pennsylvanica, 384 nucleotides. The record is from the annotation of a GenBank genome assembly. NCBI's taxonomy places the organism in Eukaryota, Viridiplantae, Streptophyta, Magnoliopsida, Lamiales, Oleaceae.
AUGAAAGGGGAAAUGGGUGCAACAAUUGGGAUUUGCUAUUUGGUUCUUCUACUCAUUUCCACUUUUCAGCAACAGGUCAUUGCGGUGAAGCCGAUUCCUCAGCUGAAACUUGACAAAGAAAUUCUUCAGGAGUCAGUAGUUAAAUUAAUCAAUGGAAAUGCUGAAGCAGGAUGGAGAGCUGCCAUGAACCCUCGAUUUUCAAACCACACAGUUGCCGAAUUUAAGCACCUUCUUGGAGUCAAACCAAUGCCAGAGGGUGACUUGAAGAGCAUUUCUGUUGUAACUCAUGCAAAAAGUCUUAAGUUGCCCAAAGAGUUUGAUGCACGAACUGCUUGGCCUCACUGUAGUACCAUUGGAAAUAUACUUGGUCAGUUAAUUCCUUAG